UUGCAGACAAAUUUAACUAAUACAGUGGAACCACGGACAAAUUUGAAGCUUAAAGAUGAAAAUCUUUCAGCUGUUAAAGGAUGGGAGAAAGCUGGAUCAGAAGUUUUAGCACUAAAACAAGAACUAGAGAAAGCUACACAACAAAGAGAAGCAUUAAAUGAGUGUAUGCUUCAGCUUCGUUUUGCUCGUGAAGAACAGGAAAAAAAGAUACAUGAUGAUUUAAUGAAAACAUCAAAUGAACAUGAAAAAAAGAUAGCUGAAUUAAAUAAAAAAGUUUCCAAACUAGAAUUGGAAAACAAUCAAUUAAUUUACUCUCUUUCAUCAAAGGAAAAGCUAAUUAACGAACUACACUCAGUUAGAGUUCAAUUAGAUUAUGAUUUAACUUCUGUUGUUGGUCAACUGGAGUCAACUCAGAGAGAAAAUGAUUCUUUAAGUUAUGAAAUCCGAGUUUUAGAGAAAGAACUUGAGAUCAGAAACGAAGAGAGAGAAUUUAACCGAAGAACAUCUGACGUGGCACAUAAGCAAUACCUAGGAAGUGUCAAAAAGAUUGCACAGCUGGAAACAGAAGCACAAAGACUCCGCUCACUUCUCCAAAAACGCUUACCUGGCCCCGCUGACGUGGCAAAGAUGAAGAACGAAGUUGACCUUACAAGAAAAAAGUCAAAUCCUUUUCCUAUUGCAUCAAAGAUCACCUUCUUGACUGAACAGUUGUGUUCGUUUGAAGAAGAGAACAUACUCCUUAAGGAGUUUCUCAACCAAAAGUCAAAAAGUCAAACGGUCGUACCUGCCACGUCGUUUGACAUGAGUAGUGAUGAGAAAAAUACUUAA
This is a messenger RNA of Lactuca sativa (garden lettuce), 828 nucleotides long. NCBI's taxonomy places the organism in Eukaryota, Viridiplantae, Streptophyta, Magnoliopsida, Asterales, Asteraceae. The record is from RefSeq and is a predicted model, not a curated record.